Hypomesus transpacificus is the source of this 3064-nucleotide messenger RNA. Its product is annotated as midnolin-like. The record is from RefSeq and is a predicted model, not a curated record. Gene Ontology annotation, cellular component: nucleus. Lineage: Eukaryota; Metazoa; Chordata; Actinopteri; Osmeriformes; Osmeridae. Gene Ontology annotation, molecular function: protein binding.
AGAGAGAUAACAAUAGAGGGGGAGAGAAUGAGAAAUAGAUAUGAAAUCAGAUCAAGAUAGCCAGACUCCAACAGAGAGAGAGACACUCUCAGACACAGAACAACCCCUGGCAGCAAACCAAAACAGACUGAGAGUGGAUUCAGAAAAGGACAGGGCCUGUUGGUUUAAAAAAUAACAAAGGGAGUUGGAGGGAUGAAGAGGUGAAGAAAAUAGUUGUGAUAGAGAGACUUAUAGGGAUGUGUCGGAGAGAGAGAGAACAGUGAGUGAAUGGUUGUAAGGGAGGGAGAGAGGCAGGUAGGAAGGGACUGAUGGAUGACGCAGUCUGGAUGUGGCGGGGGUGGCGGGGGUGUAGCUAUAUUUAGUUAAGGAUGGGAGACAGGAUCUAGCAGUGAUUCUCUGCCGCCUACGUCACCUACACUACGCUGACGAGCCGCCCGCUCUCACCACGUGACCGCUGCUGCUGUGAUGCUUGGUUGUUGCAGUGAUGUCCAGUGAUCGGCAUACUAAACAUCACAGAGACGGGCAGACACGGGUUACAACACUAGAAUAGAAUAUAAAUGGUUGACUUACUGUCAUAGGGAUUUGCCUCACGAUUGGUAGAUUUUACCAACGGAAUAUCUAACACGACAUUUACCCUAAUACUAAUGUAUAGCCUCCAUUAGACAAAGGCUAGGCCUGAAUCAAAAACGACAUCGGACGACGCUAGCAUGUGUGAUGUUGCCAUAAUGUAGACAGGCUGUCUAAUUGUGUAGUUGUAAAUGAUUUGCAGCUUUGAAUCUGCUAUGUAAUAAAAUAUACAACAUCGUUGCUCGACCAAUUACGUCACCAUACUUUAUGAAUGGUUAAGAGCCCCAAGGCACAGAAAAAGGGGCGGAUACCAUUCCGCAUGUGGGAAGCAAACAGAGGCUUUCGAUUGGACAGAGUUCACCAGCUCUACGCAUGUAUUUCACUGAUUGGCUACUUAGGUAGGAGGGCUGAAUUCACUAUCAUUAAAUAAAGACAUUUACGCAUUGUACAGUGCAGUGCAGUUUACAUUGUUCGGAUACUGGACGGAGAGGUAGCCACGUAGAGGCACAGUAUUGCAGUCUAUGGCUAUCCUUUUCACUGUGUAUCUGUGAACUAUCCUCAAUUAAAGCCUCUUGCAAAAUAUCGUAUUGCGUUAUUCAACGUUUAGGCACUCGCCUGCUGUAGCCUCAGCGAUCUGAAAGACGAAAGGAUUAUUUUCCGUGUCUUUCAGCGUAGCCUAAAAGAAGACAUUAAACUGGGAUCAUCGACUGGUCGUUCAUAAUCAGUUACGAGUCUGGGUUCCGCCCGCUCUGUCAGCCCGUCUGCCGGUAUCCCAGCACCGCGAAUGGACCGUCACCAACCCAGCACUCGGAGCUUCAUUCCCCAAAGUUCUCCGGUUUUCGGGUCGGUCCCUUGCGAGUCCCCGAUGAGGCUAUCUAUCUGCUCGACCACCGGCAGUCGGUUUGAACUGUCCGUGCCGCAAGGAGAGACGCUCGAGGGGUUGAGGAGACGUCUCUCUCAAAGACUUAGAGUACCCAAGGACAGGCUCGUGUUCCUGCACAAGGAAACGCAGAUGAAUGCUGGGAAGCUCGUGGACCAGGGAGUCUCAGACGGGAGCAAGCUGACACUGGUGCUUGCCGUGGAAGCGGGCUUAACGCCCCAGCCUCUCAAGACAGACCACACCAUGAUCCAGGCUCUGGAGAACCUCACAGAAACUCAGGUCAGUGACUUCUUGUCCGGACGUUCCCCUCUGACCCUGGCCCUGGGAAUCGGAGCUCACCUGAUGUACGUGCAGCUCCAGCUGGCCUCGCAGAAUGCCGUCGGGCAACAUCACCAUGGCAACCGCAGCGGGGGCAAGGUGCAUUCUGGGAAGUCUGGGUCCUCCAGGGUCGCCCGGCCAUACCCAUCCCCGACGCACCCCUCGUACGUCUCCCACCCCUGUCUCCCACUGGGAACUCCCAGGUGCCCGGCACCCCCCCCCCCCUUCCACAGGACCCCUGUCAUCCGUCGCCCUCACCCAGGCCCCGCCCUCCACGACUUCUCUCCUCCUCACACACCCCAACCCCGGGCCUCCCCCCACCCCCACACUCCCUCCCCUGCCCCCUCCCCUCUCUCCUCACACGGCCCCCCUCCCUGUCUUCCUUCCUCCCCCGCCGCCCCUCUCUGCCCCCCUCACGUCAUCUGCUCCAGCCCCGCGCCCCCCAGCCCAACACCGGCUGCUCCAUACCCAGAGGAGUCUUGUGCCUCCGCCUCUCCUUUGACUCCCGGCAGGGAACCUGGAGCGGUCAUCGAGAGCUUUGUCAGUCACUCUCCCGGGGUUUUCUCCGGAACCUUCUCAGGCACCCUGCAUCCCGUCAGCCAGAGCGGCAUCUCCCACCCAAGGCGAGGCAUCGCCACCAUCCUCCAGAUCCUCAACGACCUGCUCAGCGCCACACGCCACCACCAGGGGGCUCCAGCCUCCCUCUGCCAGCUCCGCGGCCCCGGCCCGGCCUCCCCCUCCUGCCCCCUGACCUCUGACCCCCCCCCCCACCACCCCCGCCCCCUCCAGAUCUACCUCAGAACCCAGCACCACCAGCAGCAUGGGCCCACACCUCCAGCAGGCCAGACCCCCAGCAAAACACACAGGGCAGUUAGAGCCGGUGAUGGAGGUUGUCCCCAGACGCCGUCGUCCUCCGAGGAGAACCGAGCGCUCCGCUGUAAGUUGGAGAGCCUCCAGCUGCUGAUGUACCAGCGGCGUCUCCGCAGACGGGCCCGACGCGGCGCUCACCCCCUCGCACGCCUCCGCGCACCCAUACUCCCAGCGCCUCCGCCACCCCUGGUCGCCGGGGCAACGCAAAGCGGCCCGGCGCCACAGCAACGGCAGCUUGUCGGGCAGCGAGGGGACGUCCCAGGACGACACGGAAGCUGAUGAGGUCAUGGAGGGGUCUCCGUGGAAACCGGAGCUGACCUCUGACCUGGUGGUGGUGUAAGGAAAACGAAGGAGAGAGAGAGAGAGGUGUGCAGCGAAGCAGAGGGACGUGCGGUAGAGAGAAAUGCGAAAGGAGGAAACGGCAGCGGA